Messenger RNA from Dunckerocampus dactyliophorus (ringed pipefish), 1514 nucleotides. RefSeq names its product mitochondrial ribosomal protein S31 (gene mrps31). NCBI's taxonomy places the organism in Eukaryota, Metazoa, Chordata, Actinopteri, Syngnathiformes, Syngnathidae. The coding region runs from base 57 to 1352 and encodes 431 amino acids. The record is from RefSeq and is a predicted model, not a curated record. The transcript has 7 exons. Gene Ontology annotation, cellular component: mitochondrial small ribosomal subunit. Gene Ontology annotation, molecular function: structural constituent of ribosome.
GGGGUUGAAAACAGGCAAGCAAGUCAGGCUCGUGGAAGGACAGAUUUGAUAUCAUUAUGUAUAGAUUAAUUCCCCGGACUUUAUGCGUCGCUCAAAAGCCAAAAGCGAAGUUAUCGGGAUCGCGUAUUUUGCCAGCAAAUUCGGACACGGCUACAGCUUCAAUUUUCAGGUUGUCCACUGUGUGUACAGCUAAAUACCUCAGCACAAAUUCAACCAGGUUAUGUGAAAAUAAAAACAGUGUUGGCAACUCCAACAAUGAAGACCCCACAGAAACCCAAACAGUCUGUAAACAACAAACUACAGAGCCCAGUGACAUCAACCAACAGGAUGAGCAAAAUAAUAGAGGUAACAUCAAGAAGAUGGAUGUAAUAAAUGGCAAAGAUGGUGCUGCUAAGGGAAAGGAAUUUGACACAACCAAAAGUGGGAAGGAGAGUCUACUUGAUCUUCUGGGAGCCAUGAGGGUGGACGUCACCAGCAAGAGGCUUAAACAUGUGAAAAUUAAGCCAAGUGUUUCCACUCCUAACACAAGGCCGAACGCAAUGGAGCGCACCGUUAAUAUGUUUCAAGAGGCUUCAGUUGAGGCUUCAUCUAAGAGUCACACCCUGGAUCCGGAACUAGUCUCUGCUGCCUCUGCUGCUGCCUCCACUCUUCCUAACCGCAUCCAGGCCGAGUCUGAGCUGCUCAGCCAGCUGAGGCAGCAUGAGGCUCUUACCGAGGCAAACAAAAAGGGGGACGUGAAUGACCUAGGCGUGAUUCUAGCUGACAUGAAAGUGUCAGUGGGAAGUAAUCCCAACAGACAGAACGCCCGGCCGGCCAAUCAGAUCCGGUUUGAUGACGAUGGGCAGGGCUACAAACCCGACAGAGGAAUCACUGCAGAGCUGGACAGCGUUCGCAUGAAAAGGAACUUGUUCACUGGAAAAAGACUUAACAUCUUUUCCCUCAUUCCUGAUGAUGAUAGAGUGACGGCAACAAUUGCACGCCCAACCAUAUGGGACGUGGACUUUGCUCACCAACUGUCUUCGUCGGCCAACCAAAUGCCCCAGAACGCCUUUGAGGAGAUGAUCCAAUGGACCAAAGAGGGUAGACUGUGGCAGUACCCAAUUAACAAUGAAGCAUGUUUUGAGGAGGACGCCAGCGUGCCUUUCUAUGAGCAUGUCUUCCUUGAGAAGCACCUAGAGGAGGGCUUCCCCAGCCAGGGACCGGUACGUCACUUCAUGGAGCUGGUGGUGAUCGGUUUGUCCAAAAACCCCUAUCUCACCGUCCAGCAGAAGAAGGAGCACAUCUCCUGGUUCAGAGACUACUUUAAUCAAAAAAAGGAUGUCCUCACUGAGGCUGAAGUUUAUCUUACUUAAAUUUGAACAAUUUAAGAUGUUUGUUUUUUAUAGUUUCCAUGCCCCUUAACUAUAAGCAUCCCAAUCCAACCUUCCUCCUGUUAAAUUAACAUUAACACAAUACUGUAUGUGAAGGAAGUGAAAUGAUGCGCUUGUACAAAAUAUAUAAUUGUAAAACUCUGA